CAAGCAUCAAAAUUUAGGUUCAUUCUUUGCAAAAAAAUGGGUUUCCUUUUACCAUCUAUCCGACGGGCUUGGAAAUCUGUAGAAGUUCCAAAGGGCUAUCUUGCAGUGUACGUUGGAGAGAAAAAGAAGCGGUUUUUGAUCCCCUUAUCAUACUUGAACCAACCUCUAUUCCAAGAUUUAUUGAGUCAAGCUGAAGAAGAGUUUGGAUAUCAUCAUCCCAUGGGUGGCCUCACAAUUCCUUGCAGUGAUGAUGUCUUCAAACAUAUAACUCACUGUUUGAGUGGACAAUGAAUUUCAUACUAUAGGAUACUGACAUACAUUGGUAGAGACAUUUUUGUAAAAUAGGCUUCUUCUCUAUCAUGUAAAAAUGAUAAUGAA
This is a messenger RNA of Vigna unguiculata (cowpea), 378 nucleotides long. RefSeq names its product auxin-induced protein 15A-like. Lineage: Eukaryota; Viridiplantae; Streptophyta; Magnoliopsida; Fabales; Fabaceae. Gene Ontology annotation, biological process: response to auxin. The record is from RefSeq and is a predicted model, not a curated record.